This is a messenger RNA of Solea solea (common sole), 583 nucleotides long. Its product is annotated as cytochrome c oxidase assembly protein COX14 homolog. The record is from RefSeq and is a predicted model, not a curated record. The transcript is spliced from 2 exons. The coding region runs from base 138 to 308 and encodes 56 amino acids. Lineage: Eukaryota; Metazoa; Chordata; Actinopteri; Pleuronectiformes; Soleidae.
UGUCUCCUCCGGGUUGCCGUACCCGAUGAAAAGUUCAUUAGCUUCUUUGCUAUUUUCACAUGUCUGUCCACUGACAUUGAGGACAACAACGACAGUUUGUGUUUAAUUGCGCCUCUUUCAACAAAAGGAUCCUCAUUAUGGUGACUGGAAAGCGUUUGGCUGACAUCGGCUACCGGGCUUUUUCUGGCUCCAUGAUGCUGCUGACGGUAUACGGAGGAUACCUAGCUGUCAUGCGAGGAUACAGAUACAUGCAAAGGCAAAAACAGCUGAAGCUGGCAGCAGAAAACCAGGAUCAAGUCAAAGACUAAGGCGAGAUGGAUUGAUCUCCUUUUUGCAUAGAUGUGGACAUUUUCCCUUUCCUCCAUUUUUUUUUCAUUUACUGAAUCAGGAAGAUGUUUAUUCUUAUUAGGACAUUUGUCAACUAAAUUAUGAGGCUGUUUGGUGUGUCCUCUAAUGGAAGAUGAACCACACACAUUGUUUGUGCGUAUCACUGGCCUCCUUCAUGUCCAAGUUAUGACUUGCACUAAUCAAGAGGUGAAGAUGGAUGUAAUUAUGUUAUAUUAAAUGCCUUUAAACCACACAA